Messenger RNA from Cladophialophora yegresii CBS 114405, 1284 nucleotides. RefSeq lists its product as uncharacterized. Bases 1 to 1284 code for a protein of 427 amino acids. The transcript is spliced from 3 exons. NCBI's taxonomy places the organism in Eukaryota, Fungi, Ascomycota, Eurotiomycetes, Chaetothyriales, Herpotrichiellaceae. The record is from RefSeq and is a predicted model, not a curated record. Gene Ontology annotation, molecular function: metal ion binding; alcohol dehydrogenase (NAD+) activity. Gene Ontology annotation, cellular component: mitochondrion.
AUGGCGCAAACCGAGGUCUAUAGACCAGCUUUUACGGAUCCGCCAGGGACGAAUGUCGCCGGCAUACCAACUGCCAAACUCAAACUGUCCUCCCCCGACGUGUCUUAUGGCUUGACGUACCAGGAGGCGUGCGCGAAGCACGUGCAACACACUUACAAUGCCUCGCGAGUCUACAUCAUUGCGUCCGGGACGCUCUCACGGCAAACCGACAGGGUCAAGACACUGAUCGAGGCCAUAGGCCAGGACAAGGUUGUGGGCUGUACGCAGGGCAUGACACCGCACACGCCAUACUCGGAGAUCUUGCAGAUCACCGCUGACGCCAGAGAGGCGAGAGCCGACUGUCUUGUGACACUAGGCGCCGGAAGCAUCACGGAUGGGGCGAAGAUGGUUGCCUUUUGCCUUGCGAAUGAUAUCAAAACGCGAGAAGAGCUCGUCAGGUAUUCCGCAGAGAGCAAAGACGUGCCCACGGUGGUUCACGAGCCAACAGUACCUUUGAUAGCUAUCCCUACGAGUCUUUCAGGCGGCGAGUACUUCAGCCUCAGUGGUGGCACUGACGAUGUGACCAAGCACAAGGUGCCUUAUCUCCAUUCUGGUAUGGGCGUCAAUCUCGUGAUCUUGGACCCGGAGCUUUGCACGACCACUCCGCCAUACCACUGGCUCAGCACCGGCGUCAGGAGUCUCGACCACUGCGUGGAGGCACUAUGCUCGCUGCACGGCACAGACAAGUCCGACCGAAAUGCAGAAGAAGGAUUGAAGCUCCUAGUCCCUUCCCUGCUCAAAUGCAAGGAAGAUCCUCAGGACCUCGGAGCGCGCCAUAAAUGCCAGAUGGCCGUCAUGCUUGCGAUGGACAAUAUUCGCGCCGGGAUACCGAUGGGUGGAAGCCAUGCCAUCGGCCAUCAACUGGGUCCCUUAGGCGUGGCUCAUGGGGUCACUAGCUGCAUCCUGUGCCCAGCUGUGAUGAAGUACAACAUGAAGCACGCGAAUGGCAACCCGCAGAUCAUCAAGCGGCAGCAAAGAGCGAGAGGCAUAUUGUGGUCCGAUCCAGAAGUGGCCAAGCUGUUGAAGAGCAAGGGACUUCAGGAAGACACCUCCGACCUAGGUGAUCUCCUAGACGUCGUGAUCCGUGCGCUAGGCCUACCGAGGACGGUGACGGAGCUCGGGAUCAAGAGGGACGUAUUUCCCAGCCUAGCCAAGAGAUCACUCGCAGAUAUCUGGUCCCCAACGAAUCCCGUUCCUCUGGUCAGAGCUGAACAGGUGCAGGAGAUUCUUGAGGCUGUUGUGUGA